UAACUUUUUACGUUAAAAUGUGUCGUUUUAAAAUUUAAAGUCGACCUGUCCGAGCAUUUAAAAAAAAUAGAUUUCUAAAUUAAGAAUUGUUUGAAAGCCACUGAUUGAAGAUAUCUUCCGCCACCCCUUUAAUCUGUGAUCUGUUAUUGUUUGAGGUUAUGAAUCACUUUUACUCUUUCCACCACUACUGACGUGUAAAUAUUCUCAAAAAUAUUGUUCCUUCCUAGUUGCUAAUCUUACUUGUAACGUUUAUUUUCCAUUACAAGACAGAACUUUUAGUUUUAACGUUGGUAUGAUAUUUAGAUGAUUUCUCUUUGAUGUAUUUAAAAAAUGGAUAAAGCUCAAGUUAAUCAAAACUCCAAUGAUGUAAAACAAGACAACGUUGUACCUGUGAAGAGAGAAAAAGGGCCAGAUGUCGAUAAUCAUAAGGCCGGGCUUGCCAGUCUUAGGGCUAUAAUUUUUCUUCUUCUGUGGUAUUUUUUCAGUGGCUGUACUUUGUUUUUAAACAAGUAUAUUUUGACGUACCUGAAUGGAAAUCCAACAAUGUUAGGUGCUUGUCAGAUGUUAAUGACUGCAACAUGUGGAUUUGUGCAGUUGUACUUCCCUUGUGGAAUGUACAAACCGUCUCAACGAUUAAGUAAACCACCAGGGUUUUAUCGACAUAUGGUUCUGGUAGGGUGCACAAGAUUUUUAACUGUAGUUUUGGGACUAGUUGCGUUAAAUUAUGUAGCUGUCAGUUUUACAGAAACGAUUAAGAGUUCUGCACCUUUAUUUACUGUGUUAAUAUCUCGUUUUUUGUUGGGAGAACAUACAGGGCUGUAUGUGAACUUGAGUUUAUUACCGGUCAUGUCUGGUUUAGCUCUGUGUUCAAUUAAUGAAAUUAGUUUUGAGAUGAAAGGUUUUAUUGCAGCAAUGGCUACAAAUUUAACAGAAUGUAUCCAAAAUGUGUACUCUAAAAUGCUGAUAUCAGGAGAUAAAUUUAAAUAUACACCAGCAGAACUACAAUUUUACACUAGCAUAGCAAGUGUAGUUAUUCAAAUCCCAGCUACUCUUUUGUUAGUGGAUAUCCAUCACAGUAAAUCCUUCGAUUUCAACAUAUUGUUCUAUUUUAUGUUGAAUGGAAUUUUUUUCCACUUUCAAAGCAUUACUGCAUAUGUUUUGAUGGAUUACAUUAGCCCAGUUACUCAUAGCGUUGCAAAUACAGCAAAAAGAGCUUUUUUAAUAUGGCUGUCAGUGAUAAUGUUUGGUAAUGAAGUUACGCUAUUGAGUGCUGUGGGAACCAUAACUGUGAUAGCAGGGGUAUUCAUGUAUAUUAAAGCACAGGAAUACGAUGAUAAAUUGAGCUCAGUUAAUCUGAUUCAAAGGAAAGUUCGUGCAAUUUAAGGAACAGGCAUAUGUUUUCACUUUAAAUACAUAUUUAGUAUUUCACCAGAUGAUUUGAGUUGUGAUGUGCUAAUGUCAAUUUUUAGACGGAAAAAUUCUUCCAGUUUAAACAGAAAAAACGACCUAAGAGUAAAAGUAGAUUAACAUACACCAUAAAUUCGAGAAUCGUUAGUUUUUCACUGAUUUUCAAACACUAGAUAAACUGCCAUUAUUUAUUGCAGUAAUAGCGUUCAGUAAUUUAUUGAUAUUUAUUUUAAUUUAUUUUUAUUAUGUUGUCACGUGGUUGUGUAAAUUUGCAAUAUAGAAGAUUUUCAUCAACAUUCCAAAUGUUGUUCAAUUGAAGACAGUGUACAUAUUGUAACUACAUUUUUAUACUGUAAAUUGUUAUAAAU
This is a messenger RNA of Zophobas morio, 1775 nucleotides long. Its product is annotated as solute carrier family 35 member E2A-like. Gene Ontology annotation, molecular function: antiporter activity. Bases 331 to 1383 code for a protein of 350 amino acids. The transcript is spliced from 6 exons. Lineage: Eukaryota; Metazoa; Arthropoda; Insecta; Coleoptera; Tenebrionidae. Gene Ontology annotation, cellular component: Golgi apparatus. The record is from RefSeq and is a predicted model, not a curated record.